Molecule: messenger RNA, 792 nt
Organism: Homarus americanus (American lobster)
Lineage: Eukaryota; Metazoa; Arthropoda; Malacostraca; Decapoda; Nephropidae
Product: involucrin-like
Exons: 1
Coding region: 1-792 (263 amino acids)
Source: RefSeq, a predicted model, not a curated record
AUGAUCCGCAAAAAAGAUAUACACCUCAACAGGGAGAAUAAACUACACCUAAACAGGGAGAAUAAACUACACGUCAACAGGGAGAAUAAACUACACCUCAACAGGGAGAAUAAACUACACCUAAACAGGGAGAAUAAACUACACCUCAACAGGGAGAAUAAACCACACGUCAACAGGGAGAAUAAACUACAUGUCAACAGGGAGAAUAAACUACACCUCAAGAGGGAGAAUAAACUACAUGUCAACAGGAAGAAUAAACUACACCUCAACAGGGAGAAUAAACUACAUGUCAACAGGAAGAAUAAACUACAUGUCAACAGGAAGAAUAAACUACACCUCAACAGGGAGAAUAAACUACAUGUCAACAGGAAGAAUAAACUACAUGUCAACAGGAAGAAUAAACUACACCUCAACAGGGAGAAUAAACUACAUGUCAACAGGAAGAAUAAACUACACCUCAACAGGGAGAAUAAACUACUUGUCAACAGGAAGAAUAAACUACAUGUCAACAGGAAGAAUAAACUACACCUCAACAGGGAGAAUAAACUACAUGUCAACAAGGAGAAUAAACUACAUGUCAACAGGAAGAAUAAACUACAUGUCAACAGGAAGAAUAAACUACACCUCAACAGGGAGAAUAAACUACAUGUCAUAAGGGAGAAUAAACUACACCUCAACAGGGAGAAUAAACUACAUGUCAUAAGGGAGAAUAAACUACAUGUCAUAAGGGAGAAUAAACUACACCUCAACAUGAAGAAUAAACUAACUAGCAACCGUGGACAGAUGCUGUAG